GCAGACUGAGUGAAGCCAGACUCUACAAGAGCAGUAACACUGUCACUACUUAUCAACAAUGGCCGGGAAAAAGUUGGUGUUCGUAGCCGUGCUUCUGUGCAUAGGCAUGCGAUGUGAAGCCAGGUGUACUGCUGGGGAGUGCCCGCUGCAAGGAUGGGUGAAAUUCGGCAGCAAUUCGUGCAUUAAGAUGUAUCCUACCUUGAUGAAGAACUGGGCGGAAGCAGAGGCAAUCUGCCGGGUGAUAGGGAGGGGAUCCCACCUAGUCCGAAUCAACAGCGACGAGGAGAGUUUGGCUAUCAAACGUGAAUUAGACUCGCUGGGUUUGCAAACCAGGUAUCUCUGGAUUGGACUGAAUGAUAUUGAGCAAGAGUUGAACAGGACCUGGGUUGGGCACAAGUACGAACAGAACAUGUACCAAAGUAUCGACAGUUGGUUUCAAGAGAUUUCACUCUCAUGGACCUGGGGGUAA
This is a messenger RNA of Asterias rubens (European starfish), 469 nucleotides long. RefSeq names its product snaclec 8-like. The record is from RefSeq and is a predicted model, not a curated record. The transcript has 3 exons. Lineage: Eukaryota; Metazoa; Echinodermata; Asteroidea; Forcipulatida; Asteriidae. Bases 59 to 469 code for a protein of 136 amino acids.